GACGCCGUGGCGGUGCGGGCAGUGCCGGUACCGGCAGUGUCAUGGCGGCGCCGCUGAGGGACCGGUUGAGCUUCCUGAGCCGGCUGCCGGUGCUGCUCAGGGCCACGGCGGACGACGACGUCCCCUGCCCCGGGUACCUGUUCGAGGAGAUCGCCAAGAUCUCCCAGGAGUCUCCCGGCAGCAGCCAGUGCCUGCUGGAAUACCUCCUGACCCGGCUGCAGAGCAGCUCCUGCCGCGUCAAGCUGAAGGUGCUGAAGAUCCUGCUGCACACCUGCACCCAGGGCUCCCCACAGUUCCUCCAGGACCUGAAGAGGAACGCGGGGUUCAUCCGGGAGGCAGCAGCCUUCUCCGGGCCCCCAGACCCCCUCCAUGGGAAUAGCUGGAACCAGAGGGUCCGGGUGGCUGCACAGGAUUUGGCCAGUGUUCUCUUUUCCGAGGUGCCCCUGGCCCCCCCCUCCACGCUGCCAGCCCGGCCCCUGCCCCCCGCUGGCAUGGGCUCCAGCCCCAGCCCGGGAGGCUCCUUGCAGGGAUUUGGCUUCAGCAGUGAGAGGAGCAGCUCUGGCUCCCCGGGGGAAGCUCUGCUCAGCACCAUCCAGCGUGCAGCUGAAGCCGUGGCCCAGGCUGUGCUGCCCGGCCCGGGGGGCCCCCGCCCGCUCCCUGGGGGGCUUCUCCAGGAUUCCUACCAACCCGUCAGAGCCCCCUCUCCCACCAGGAGCUCCACUGGAGCUGUGAAGCCACCAGCAGCCACCACAUCCCACAGCACCCGAGUCAGGCACCAUCCGGGGCUGGCAGGAGGUGGUUGGGAGGAGGCUGACAGUGGGCACAGCUCCCAAGACUCCUCCCAGGGGAACGGUGACUUGAGCAGAACCUCGGAUUCCUGCAGCAAAUCGGGCAGUGACAGCCACUCGGGGGGCAGCCGGGAGCUGAGCCAGGGGGCUGAGAGGGGGGAUGCUGACAGCCCUGGUGACUGCCACCGGGAGGUGAACCUGGUGUCGGUGCUGACCCGUGGCCCCAGAGUCUUCCUCACCAGGGAGGAAGCUCAGCACUUUGUCAAGGAGUGUGGGCUGCUGAACUGUGAGGUGGUCCUGGACCUGCUGAACAGGGCCCUGGAAGACCCCAGUGACAGUGUCAGGAUGAGAUCCAUGGGUGCCAUCUCCUCCCUGGGCUGCUCCGACCUCCUCCCCCUUGACCAAAUCUUUGCCAGCACCCGGUGGCACCUCCAGCAGCUCAGCAGAGGCAGCCCGGGCCCUGUCACCAACCGAGCCACCAAGCUCCUGAGGCAGCUGGAGGCUCUCUGCAGUGGACACCCCACCCACCGGACCCCCCACCCGGACCCACACCUCACCGUGGGCUCAACCCCACACCCCGGGGACCUGCUGACAGACACCGACCCCCCUGCAGACCCCACCAUCCUCACCCCCCUGACCCCAACCCCACAGCCCCCGGCUCCACCGGGCCAGGACACCCCCGGGGUGGCUGUGCCCCAGGAGCCCGAGGUGGCCAGCGGGCUGGCAGGGGACCCGGCCGGAUCCCUGUCCCUCUUUGCUGGCAUGGAGCUGGUGGCCCGGCCCGGUGAGGUCCUGCUGGGCCGGCCCAGUGUGGUACCGUGCCGGGACUCCCUGCAGGCCCAGCCACGGACACUGCCCCGGGAUGGACAGAGCGGCCCCGAGGGCCCCCGCCAGCCCUCAGCCUUUUCCUUUCUCAACCUGUAGCUCCCGGGAGGGCUGUGGGGGCUUCCCCACCCUGGGAUGUGUCCCCCGUGGGACCCCCACACCCCCCCCGGCAGCCCCACAGCCCCCAUCCCACAGCAGAGAGGGAAGAGGGGGCUUGGGGUGUGAGGUGGUGGGGGGGCCCGGGGCUUUGGGACGGUUCUGAUGUCCCUCACUGGCAUUUUGGCCAAAAUUCCCCAUUUCUGGGGAUUUCCGUGGCCUUCCCCCAGCACCCCCCGUGCGGGGAACAGUCAGUGCCUGCGGGGGGGUGGUUUGGGGACCUGGCCAUGGGGUGCCCCAUGGCCCCCAGCCUGUGGGGUUGGGGUGAGGGGAGACGACACUGUGGGGCCGGGACCCACCAAUAAUAAACCCCACGUCUGGCACUG
This is a messenger RNA of Calypte anna (Anna's hummingbird), 2095 nucleotides long. It is a transcript of the gene TEPSIN, whose product is annotated as TEPSIN adaptor related protein complex 4 accessory protein. The record is from RefSeq and is a predicted model, not a curated record. NCBI's taxonomy places the organism in Eukaryota, Metazoa, Chordata, Aves, Apodiformes, Trochilidae. The transcript has 13 exons. Bases 42 to 1712 code for a protein of 556 amino acids. Gene Ontology annotation, cellular component: trans-Golgi network membrane.